UCACAAUUUAUUCUUUCUUCUCCCAUUCUUACCUUUUAGCAAAAAAUGGGUGUGACCACCAUUAACAACGAGUUCAAUUGCCCAAUCCCAGCUGCUAGGAUUUUCAAGGCUGCAAUCCUUGAUGCACACAACUUACUUCCCAAGAUCCUUCCUGACAAGAUCAAAAGCAUUCAAAUUCAUGGUGAUGGUGGGGCUGGUUCCAUCAAACAGAUCUACUUGGCUGAGGAUGGCCCUUUCGACUUCAUCCAGCAUCGGAUCGAUGAAAUUGAUGAACAGAAUUUUAAGUGCAAGUUUACUCUAAUUGAAGGUGUUGUAAUAGGGGAAAAGAUCGAGAAGGUUGUUGAUACGGUUCAGUUCGUGGCUUGUGCAGACGGGGGAUCCAUCUGUAAGGCUACUUCUGAGUUUUACACAAUUGGUGACUACACGAUGGGUGAAGAUGAAAUCCAGAUGGGCAAGGACAUGGCCAUUGGAACGUUCAAGAUGGUGGAAGGUUACCUCUUGCAAAACCCAGAUGCCUAUGCUUAAGAUCAGUCUCUCUAUACCAAUCAAUAUAGCUAUUAUGGCUC
Molecule: messenger RNA, 566 nt
Organism: Telopea speciosissima
Lineage: Eukaryota; Viridiplantae; Streptophyta; Magnoliopsida; Proteales; Proteaceae
Product: major allergen Pru ar 1-like
Exons: 2
Coding region: 46-525 (159 amino acids)
Biological process (GO): abscisic acid-activated signaling pathway; defense response
Cellular component (GO): cytoplasm; nucleus
Molecular function (GO): signaling receptor activity; protein phosphatase inhibitor activity; abscisic acid binding
Source: RefSeq, a predicted model, not a curated record